Molecule: messenger RNA, 1957 nt
Organism: Engraulis encrasicolus (European anchovy)
Lineage: Eukaryota; Metazoa; Chordata; Actinopteri; Clupeiformes; Engraulidae
Gene: slc25a10a
Product: solute carrier family 25 member 10a
Exons: 11
Coding region: 469-1335 (288 amino acids)
Biological process (GO): oxaloacetate transport; succinate transmembrane transport; phosphate ion transmembrane transport
Molecular function (GO): oxaloacetate transmembrane transporter activity; sulfate transmembrane transporter activity; antiporter activity
Source: RefSeq, a predicted model, not a curated record
UGAGGAGGGCAGUAUGUGGACAUGUGCUCACGCCCUAAAGACGUCGUGGUGGUGCCACCCUGUUCGGCCCAUGUGUGGCAGCGUGGAGCAAAAUUACAGUUACACGUUUGGAAAAACUGCGUAUCGAGUGGUCUUUGUUGCUUCAUAGUUCCAGUGUGGUCAUUGUGAGUUAUGGGGUGUAAGAAAGAGGUCAGACCGACAGAUAGGCCUAGAAGUUUUGUCAUGUGAUUAUUUUGUACUGCCUUCGUUGUUAAAUCUCACCCCCAAACCAGUCUCACAUACAAGUGUGGUUCAUGAGCAUUUGGUUUCAAGACACCAAUGGCCUUGUAGUUGCCUUCCAAACCAGCCCCCUCGAAGUGGAGAAGGCUAUUUGUUGGGUAUUGUUUGAGAACGACUGACUUGAGGUUCGGUCGGACAGUAUUUCUUCUGGUUGUUUUGGUUAAGAACUUUGAAGACCUUUGAUCCAUCAUGCAAGAGCAGCGGAUUUCGCGUUGGUAUUUUGGUGGAGUUGCCUCUUGUGGAGCCGCAUGCUGCACUCACCCACUCGACCUGAUCAAGGUUCUUCUGCAGACGCAGCAGGAGGUAAAGACCAGGAUGGUUGGGAUGGCUGUGCAUGUGGUGCGCAGCGAUGGAGUCCUGGCUCUCUACAGCGGCCUCACCGCUUCAGUCUGCAGACAGUUCACCUACUCUUUGACCCGAUUCGCCAUCUAUGAGACGGUCCGGGACAAGAUUACCAGUGAUUCACACAGACCCAUGCCCUUCUACCAGAAAGUUCUACUGGCUGCAUUUGGAGGGCUAGCAGGGGGGUUUGUUGGUACACCAGCAGACAUGGUUAAUGUAAGGAUGCAAAAUGAUGUCAAACUCCCACCAGAACUCAGGAGAAACUAUUCUCAUGCGUUGGAUGGCCUUUGGCGAGUUUGGAGAAAGGAGGGAAUAAGGAAGCUGUUCUCAGGAGCCACCAUGGCAUCUAGUAGGGGCGCUCUAGUCACCGUUGGACAGCUCUCGUGUUAUGACCAGGCCAAGCAGUUAGUUUUGGGCUCUGGGAUGAUGACGGACAACUUUGUCACCCAUUUCUUUGCCAGCAUCAUAGCAGGGGGUUGCGCUAUAAUUCUGUGUCAGCCUUUAGAUGUGUUGAAGACCAGGCUAAUGAACGCAAAAGGGGAAUACAAGGGUGUUGUCCAUUGUCUGCUUGAUACCGCCAAACUGGGACCCAAGGCUUUUUACAAGGGUCUAGUUCCGGCUGCCAUUCGGCUCAUGCCCCAGACCGUGCUCACCUUCAUCUUUCUGGAGCAGCUGCGAGCGCACUUUGGCAUCCGAGUCAUCUCCUCAACGUGAGGGCUUCUUCUAUAUCCUGAGCUCACUGUGGACACACAAAGGCUACAUGUUGGACCAGUGAGAUGCACCUCCCCCCACCCCAUAAUAUACCUCUGCUCUCUGGAACUCUGCAUUGUUUUCAUACAAGAACCAAGCGAGGCAAACUGAAUCCGACACGACCCCCCAGAAGAUUUUGUGUGGAAGCUAUGCCUCUCUGUUUCACAAACAAACUUUAUUAGCCUUCAGUGUGACUUUGGGAUCUGAGGGAUAUCACUGUGUGGUGUCGUUUUUUUCACUAGAGUUUGAUGAGCCAUUUGGAUGGAGACCACUCGUUAUGCUGACCUGUGUUCUAUGCACUAAUAUUACUGAUGUGCCCUAGGCGCAUAUGAUGUGUGGGUGCACACUGCAUGGGUCACUCAUUGUCAAGGGAACAUGGGAAGGCAUCAAAGUCAAAGCCAUCUUACUCAAUGAAGAAAAUAUGUCAUGUAAUGAAUUAAAUGCAAUAUUUGCAAUGCAUUUUAUUGUGUAUUUAAAGAUGCAGUGGCAGCUGAAGAAAAAAAAUUCUCUCACUAUGCUCAACAGUUUAUUUGAAUUAUGGAAUACCUUCUCACUCAAAGGAAAUAAAAAUGGGGUAGUGCCAUGG